UCCGCAGCUUCAGGGUGCACUCAAGAACGAUGCUCCUCUCUGAAACCCGUUUUUCCCUUUCCCUCUGAAACCCAAACGCCAACCACGCUCGACGACGAGGCAGCAACAACACCACGGUCCCCAGCCAGCGGCGCCACCCUUCCAGCAGUAACACGGCGGUCCCACAGUCAGCGGCUGAGCAACCCUAGCAGCUACGGUCCUCCCCAGCCAGCGGCGGCGCCUCCCUCACUUCCCAGCCAGCCAGCGGCGUCUCCUCCCUCCCUCCCAGCCAGGUUCAAUUAUCAUUGUUUUAUAGACACUCUCCAACUUAAGGCUUUUUCAGCUGCCAUUAAGAGAUUAGAUCCUACCUUGCCAAAAUCUAAGUUCAAAGUUGUGAGUAGCAGUAGGAAUAAGUUAUAUAAUGACAGACUUCAAAUGUUAAAAAAUAAAGCAAUUGAGCUGAAUAUUAGUGAGCAAGUGUAAUUCCACAAGAAUGUAACGUACAGUUCUAGAUAUUUGGUUCUGAAGCUUCUGUUCAAUGGCAAAGGACAAAGUUGUUUCUGUCAAAGAUGCAGUUUUCAAAUUGCAAACGUUACUCCUUGAAGGCAUUCAAAAUGAAGAUCAGCUGUUUGCUGCUGGAUCUUUGAUGUCAAGGAGUGACUAUGAAGAUAUUGUAACUGAACGGUCCAUCACAAACGUGUGUGGUUACCCACUCUGCUGCAAUGCUUUGCCGUCUGAGCGCCCUCGAAAGGGUAGAUACCGGAUAUCACUGAAGGAGCACAAGGUCUAUGACCUACAAGAGACUUACCUGUUUUGUUCUUCGAAUUGUGUUGUUAGCAGCAAAGCUUUUGCUGGGAGCUUGCAAGUGGAGAGAUGCUCAGCUUUAAACCCAGAAAAGAUAAACAACAUACUUAAGUUAUUUGAGAAUUUGAAUCUGGAACAGACAGAAAAUGUGGGAAAGGAUGGAGAUGUAGGUUUGUCCGAUUUGAAAAUUCAGGAGAAAACUGUAACAAGCAGUGGGGAGGUGUCUCUGGAGGAGUGGGUUGGACCAUCAAAUGCAAUUGAGGGAUAUGUGCCAAAACCAAGGGAGCGUGAAUCUAAGGGUUCACGGAAAAGUGUUAAAAAAGGGUCCAAAGCUGGUCAUGGCAAGUCAUUCAAUAACAAAGAUUUAAUUAACAAUGAGAUGAACUUCGUGAGUACUAUUAUUAUGCAAGAUGAGUAUAGUGUUUCAAAAGCAUCCCCAGGUCAAACAGACACAAUAGCUGUAAACAGGCAACCUGAAAAGGUUGGCCUUCAAAUUGUCAGGAAAGAUGAGGAUAGCAUUCAAGAUCUGUCUUCAUCUUUUAAGAGUGGUUUAAAUUUAGGUACCUCAGAAAAAGAGAAAGAAGUAUCCAAAUCAUAUGAAGCAGUGGUCCAAUCCUCUCCCAAUCUGGCUAGUAAGAAGAAAGAUUCACAUUCUGUUUCCAUAUCAGAAAGACAAUAUGAUCAGGAAAAGCAUAAUUCCUCAAGGAAAUCAGUUCAAGGUAAAGGGGAGACAAGUAGAGUUACUGUUAAUGGUGGUGCUUCCACUUCCAAUUUUGAUCCUGACAAUGUUAAAGAGAAAUUCCAAGUAGAAAAAGUGGGUGGAUCGUGUGAGACUAAACUCAAAUCUUCCCUUAAAUCUGCUGGUCAAAAGAAACCUAACCGCACUGUUACUUGGGCGGAUGAGAAAAUCAAUGGUGCUGGGAAUAAAGAUCUUUGUGAGGUUAAAGAAUUUGGAGAUAUUAGAAAAGAAUAUGAGUCACUAGGUAACGUAGAUGUUGCUGAUGAUGAGGAUAUGCUACGUCAAGCAUCGGCAGAAGCUUGUGCAAUUGCAUUAAGCCAAGCAUCAGAAGCAGUUGCAUCUGGAGACUCAGACGUCAUUGAUGCUGUUUCUGAAGCUGGAAUUACUAUAUUGCCUCGGCCACAUGAUGCUGUUGAGGAAGGUACUAUAGAGGAUGAUGAUAUACUACAAAAUGAUUCAGUUACUCUGAAAUGGCCAAGAAAGCCUGGAGUUUCGGACAUUGAUUUCUUUGAAUCUGAUGACUCAUGGUUUGAUGCUCCACCAGAGGGUUUCAGUUUGACUUUAUCACCUUUUGCAACUAUGUGGAAUGCCGUCUUUUCGUGGAUGACAUCAUCCUCUUUGGCAUAUAUAUAUGGAAGGGAUGAAAGUUUUCAUGAAGAAUACCUAUCAGUCAAUGGGAGAGAAUAUCCUUGCAAAGUUGUCUUGUCAGAUGGUCGGUCAUCUGAAAUAAAGCAAACAUUAGCAGGUUGUCUUGCUCGAGCUUUUCCUGCACUUGUUGCUGGGCUUGGACUGCCAAUACCAAUAUCCACCUUGGAGCAAGGGAUGGCAUGCUUGCUGGAGACAAUGUCAUUUGUGGAUGCACUUCCACCUUUCAGAACAAAGCAAUGGCAAGUGGUUACUCUUUUGUUUGUUGAUGCAUUGUCCGUUUGUAGAAUACCUGCUCUUAUCUCAUACAUGACGGAUAGGAGGUCUUUGUUUCACAAGGUUUUGAGUGGUUCUCAAAUAGGUAUAGAAGAAUAUGAGAUUUUGAAGGAUCUUGUUGUACCACUCGGCCGGGCACCCCAUAUCUCUGCCCAAAGUGGGGCAUGACAACAAAUAGGCCAAAUGUUGGAGUUUGUUCAUAAAUAGGCCAAUGAUGAAUUGAAAAAUUACCAUUCAAUGGAGUGUGUUUAUAACUAUCACAUGCAAUGACAAUAAUACUAAGCCUCAAGCAACACUGAAAUCAGAUUUCUUUAUGUUCUAUGCUGGUUUGAAGGAGUGAUGAAUGCAAAAUUGAUAUUGUUCCAAAAUAUUGUAGUUAUAAAAAAAAAUCUAAAAUAUUGUCCCAUUAACUGGCAGUUUGUAAUAUUUUGUGCCAAACAUAUGUAGAAGGCUCUGAAGAUGUCCAUUGGAUUUUCUUCUGAGCUCAUGUCAGGAUGGGGACAACCACAUGAAAAAAAUGACAGAAUUCCAAAUUCCUUUACUGAAGCGAUGCCUAUUUCUUAGGCUUCUUUUUCCCAGCAAUAUAUUUGAAAGAAAAAAUGGCAAGUA
Vigna radiata var. radiata (mung bean) is the source of this 3052-nucleotide messenger RNA. RefSeq names its product putative RNA polymerase II subunit B1 CTD phosphatase RPAP2 homolog. The transcript is spliced from 8 exons. Lineage: Eukaryota; Viridiplantae; Streptophyta; Magnoliopsida; Fabales; Fabaceae. Bases 518 to 2611 code for a protein of 697 amino acids. The record is from RefSeq and is a predicted model, not a curated record. Gene Ontology annotation, cellular component: nucleus; cytoplasm. Gene Ontology annotation, molecular function: RNA polymerase II CTD heptapeptide repeat phosphatase activity; RNA polymerase core enzyme binding.